CGUCAGUGCAAGCCAAAGGCACUUUAAUGUGUUUUGUGUUCAGGUAUUUCCUUGACGCUCUGUUCCAAACUUCUUUCUUGAGCUAUGGCACGAUAGAAAGUUUUCCAGCAAUGUUUUGGGAAUAUUUCGACGCGGCUCGACGACUCGGAAAUUCAGCGGGGUCUGCGAGCGAGUGAGAGACAUGGACAACUCUGUCACCCUGUGGCAGUUCCUUCUCCAGCUCCUAUUGGAUCCCAGUAAUGAGCAGCUGAUCUGCUGGACCAAUGAGGAAGGGGAGUUUAAACUGCUACAGGCAGAGGAGGUGGCCCGUCUGUGGGGAGCCCGUAAGAACAAGCCCAACAUGAACUAUGACAAACUCAGCAGGGCUCUCAGAUACUACUACGACAAGAACAUCAUUAAAAAGGUGAAUGGUCAGAAGUUUGUCUAUCGCUUUGUGUCCUAUCCUGACAUCCUGAAAGGAGAUGCUGCUACCCGGACAGAGGGUGGGGAUGUGGUUGCUGGGGCCAUCCCUCCCCUGUCAAAGAGGGGAGACAGCAACCUACAGGAGGGUGAGUCUGGUGACCGCAGCAAGAUAGCAGGUAGUGCAGCAGCUCUGGCCUCCAGCACCAAGCAGUCAAACCGUAACGACUACAUCCACUCCGGCUUGUACACCUCCUUUACCCUCAACUCGCUGCAAAAUGGACGGCAGCUCUUCAAGUCCAUCAAAAUAGAGAACCCAGCAGAAAAGAUGGCUGACAAGAGAGGUCUCACUGCCACGGCCCAAAGCCAGGAGCAGAUGCCUCAGCAGCCAACUGGUUUGUCAUCCGUCAUCAAGUUUGGAAACACCCCUCCAAAGCCAGCACCAGCACCACCUCCUCAGGUUGACAUAGAGCCGACCUUGAUGUCAAACCAUUUGGAUCCUCUGCAAGCUCCACCCCAGGGGGCAGACGACAUCAGCACACAUUCCUCCCUGCGAUCCCAGUCUGUCUACUCGUUUGAACACGUCCGCCCAUCAGAACCGACUUUCAGCCUACCAGACCUGACCUCGGCAAGCCCGUCCCCGAGCCUAGUGCCUGACUCCUCCCAAGAGCUGGCGAUAGACAGUGAUAUGGAGUCUGGGUCUUCUCAGCCCGCAGACGCUCAGGCACUGGAGCCCACAGAUGCUCAGUCUCAGGAGAAGGUGGACAGUGGCAUUGGUUUGUCAGGAGAUGAGACCAGUUUGGUGGAUGCUGAAACCAGUUCAUCCUCAGUGAGCAGCAGCACCACAGUCAGCACUCAGAGCUCAGGAAAGACACGCAAGCCGCCGAAAGUCCUGCAGAUCAGCCCACCAACCCUGCUGGUCACCACCUCUGACUUCUCCCCCAUGAACCUCUGCAGCCCCUCUCUACCUACUGCCUCUCUCACACCAGCAAUGCUACAGACUCCCACUCUAUUACUGACUCCCAGUCCUCUGCUGUCUAACAUCCACUUCUGGAGCACGCUCAGUCCAGUCGCUCCCCUCAGUCCAGCCACUCGUCGCCAGGGAGCCCACCUGUUCCAAUUUCCGUCUGUCCUCACCCCCCAGUUCCAGAUCCCUGUACACAGUAUGGAUGGGACCAACACGCCUGGCCCCAUUUCUCCAGACCCUCAGAAGACAUAGAGAAUUAAUCCCCCACAGCAUCAUCGCAUCUGGACACAGACAGCCAGACCCCCCUCCCUCCCCAAGCUACAUCCAGGACUAUUAUGUGGGAGUCAUUGCCAUUCCUCAUCACUCCGGUGCUUUCAAGUUCACUGCCACAGAAUUCACACUACAGUCAUACGUGAUGAGACAAGAUGUUGGAAGUCCCGGUUUGACGGAUGAGGGUCACAUGUUCAGUUUGUUUCUGAGCAUUUACAACGUGCGGAUGCUAUCCUGUACUCAUACACGCUGAUGCCAUCGUUUCAUAUGCACUUUCAUAUGGAUUCAUUUUGUCUGGCUUUUUGGGAUCCUCACUCACAACAAUUCAAAGGAGGAAGGAAUUUCCAUGGCAACAGUCGGUGCAUGUGGAUUGGACCCUUAGCAGCGACAAUCUGCUUCAUACUUGGACUCACAGACCAGUGGGAUUGCAGAUAACUGAAUCUUUCCUUUUAUAGAUUUUCUGUCUUUUCUUGUGCAACAGUGUUGCUGCCAAAAAAGAUAUAUUAUCAGUUUCUAACCUGCUUCUUCCCCUGCUGACAGUGAUUCUGUUCCUUUUUGUGUUCUAUCCUUAACGUUUACUCUUGUUGAAGGGUUGUGCUUUAUCCUGAUAACCUCCUUGUUUCCCUUUAGCUCUUUAUCUUUUACACAGCUCUCAACCUUGCCUCACCUGCCUAAGUGUGUACUGUUUGCUGCUCUGAAAUGUUGGCUGACUACAGCCCUAUCCAACAGGACCUUUACCUUGACUGUCUUAUUGUGACGUGGCCAUAAUCCAAGUUGAACCUUGACUCAUGCCUCUUUUCUAAUGCGUAUAUACAGUAGAAUAAGCCCAGAAGCCAUUGUGGCCUGGUCUCCAGCCAGCAAGCUUUCAGGUGGGAAUGAAAGAAAGUGAAGCCAUAACCCUUUCUGUGCAUCCACUCUGCAAGCAGCAGCACACAAAUCCUGUUAUUACUGCUCUGAUGUUGCCUUUGAAAAUGAACUGUACAUUGUUAAAGGGGAAUUGUGCCAUGUUUUGUGUGGAUGUCCAAUUAAUGAAUGUCAGCUGAAGCAAUAAACUCCUCAGUGAGUGCGAUAUUGACUGAGAAAGCUGAGUUCCCCUGCAGGCAUAGCUGUGCCAGCAGUGGAAAAGCUAGUUUCCAAGCGAACAGGUUUUGUUUUUGAGCGGCAGCAUAUUCCACCAACUAUGUCACUGUAUUAUGACAGAACUGGUGCUGGAAGAACAGAUUUAGCAGCAGGAGAACUCGGCUUUCUCGGUCAAUGUAGCACACACUGAGGAAUUUAUGGCUUCAAUUGAAUGCAUUUACCAUCAACACUCCACAUAAAAUGUGCAUUUUCCCCUUAAAGGCAGACAUCAUGUUAAAGACACUUAUUUCAAGUUUGAAUUCAAGUUGUAGAGAAAUAAAACAUUUUUCAAGGAAUAGUUAGACAUUUUGGGAAAUACACUUGCUUGCUUUCUUACUGUGAGUUUGGUAAGAUACCACCCAUGUCUGUACAGUUAGUAUGUACCUGGAGCCAUAAGCUGGUUAACUUAGCUUAGCAUAAAGACUGGAAUGAGCUAGGUCUGACUAAACAGCACAAAAUCCACCUACCACCACCUCUGAACUUCAGUCAUUAAUUAAUAUGUUGUGUGUUUAAUUUGUACAAAACCUACAGUGUAAAAACAUUGAUUUAUAUGGUGCCAGACUGUUUCUUCAGCAAGUCUCCGCUGGUUGCCUGGUAACUGGUCCUGGCCAAGAAAUGGUUAAAAAAAACCCAACUUGUUGUUUUUAUGUUUUUAUGAGAAAUAACAUGCUAAUUAGGGAGGCAGGGCUUGCUAAAUUAAGCCAAUGGGCUGCUGGCCGCAGCUACAUAUUUACUAUACAGACAUGAGUGUAUUAUAAAUCUUCUCAUCAAACUUUUGGCAAGUAAGUAAAACAGUUAUUCCUUAAAGAACAAUUUGAACUAACAGCAGACAAAAUUGUUACUCAUCAGGAAAAGUCACACCAGAUCUUGAAUCUGUGUUGAUUGUCCACGGGUCGGCUCUGUCUUCUUUGCUGUCAGUGAUUAAUGUUGCUUGCAGGGUCGGUGCAGUCAUUUUAUCUCUGAACAUCCAAACCUUAGUGGCUAGACUUUUAACAGUCCAGUCGUAACCGUUGCCUAGCCUUAGCCAUCUGAAAUACAUCAACCUUUAAUCCAGAGGACUGUGGAAACCUUCUGGAGCUUUGAAGCACCUUCCUCACCCUGAAACCCCUCCUCUACAUUAUCAGCCAUGAAAAGGCUUAUACCUGUUUUGUAAAUGAUAAAGCCAUAAGUCGGAGACACAGACACAAGAGGUAGAUCCCACAUUUCUAUGCUAGUAAAUGUGGAAAUUGUACAACACACUUGUUUACAUGGUACUUGGAUAGAACACGCUUCAGUGUUUCAUUACCUAAGUGUCCCUUUCUAACCCAGGGAUGGACGACCAGCGAAUCUUAUAGGGGGGAACUCUUGCUCAUUUUUUACUCAACUAACAUUUGCCCCCUCGGCCCGCAGUCCGUCACAUUGUUAUAUGGUGCCUUACCACAGCCAAGCCCAAGUUUAUCUCCCAGAAGUGGAUGGAGUUCUGUCAUUUAAAGGUAGUGUAGAACUCACAGUGUGCAGAAGCGUUUGCCGUUUGUUUUUCUGUCAUAUCUUUGCGUAGACCAAACCAGUGCCCUAGAAGUUUGGAGUAAAACUUCACAGGGAUAUUUUGUGUGUGAGUUCACUGCAGCUCAUGUGGUCUGCCACAGAUUAUGUAUCGCAGGACUUUAAGUGUGCUGCAGUGUUCUCCAGGAUGCAGAACUGUACAUACAGACAGCAACAUGGGUUAAUAUGCAGGGCAUGUAAAUGUAAUCAGGCCAUGUGGAAAGAAUCCAACCUGCUUAUAAAUGUUUGUGAUAACAAAUUUACUCAGAAAGCAUAUAAAUAUAAAUAUAUAUAUAUAAAACCUAUUAUUUUUUCUGUAAUCUCCUUUCAUUUUCCUGUAACACCAAUAGAAUUUUAAGAUUAAUUUCUAUUUUUGUAAUGGCCAGAUAGUUAGAUGUCUGCUAUUUUUUGUGCAUGUGUUUCUUUAUGUUGUUUUCCUCUUGUGUAUUUGGGAGGUGACUGCCCCAUGGUGGCAUUGGCUAUUUUUGGAAAUCAAAGCCUUACGAGGAGAAAUCUAAAUCUAUGUUUUAUAUGUAAAGUGUUUUGAUAUAGUGUUGAUAUUGUACAUGCAGAUGUUGUGAUGGAACGUUUGCACUUAAACUUUUCGGGGUUCCUGUAGUAUUGGAUUCUGUCGCUUUUCUAUGACUGUGAUUUCCUCUUUCAUGAAAUGUUGUUGAUGUUUGCUUACUGAGAAAUGUAUAUUUUCCCAAAGGGAGGAUAAAAUUAUGCACUUCGUAUUUUAUAUAGGAAAUCCAAUCUUUUACAAGUACGCAUCAAAUGAUUUGUGAUUAGGCAUGACCACACAAUAUUUAUUUAUUUGAAUUUAUAAUAGAGCCCAAUGGAAUUGGUUGCUUAUGUCACAUUUUUGCAGUAAGUUUGAUGAAAAACUAUAAAACAGCUGGAUAAUAACCCCAAAGCCCAUUUGAAACUUUCCUCCAUCAAAUCAUCUAGGGCUUGUCGUUUGCAUAUUUCUUCUUUUGAUGAUGUUUUUCCUUCAAAUUAGCUUGAAAUGUAAAAUCUUGUUUUAAAAACAGUUCUUGCUUUGUUCUGUCCAAUUUUCUAUCUGUUUGAUGCUUUUUCAAAUGUUUACAAGCUGCUUGUCUUAAGUGGCAUAUUAAUGUGUGAGAGGUGUAGAGGAAGUGUUUGUAAUGAAAGAGAUAUGUGAGACCAAUAAUAAAAGAUCUCUAACUAA
Molecule: messenger RNA, 5468 nt
Organism: Chelmon rostratus (copperband butterflyfish)
Lineage: Eukaryota; Metazoa; Chordata; Actinopteri; Chaetodontiformes; Chaetodontidae
Gene: elk4
Product: ETS transcription factor ELK4
Exons: 6
Coding region: 182-1618 (478 amino acids)
Biological process (GO): regulation of transcription by RNA polymerase II; cell differentiation
Cellular component (GO): nucleus
Molecular function (GO): sequence-specific DNA binding; DNA-binding transcription factor activity, RNA polymerase II-specific
Source: RefSeq, a predicted model, not a curated record